AUGUCGCACGCCCGGGUCCACGAGGACCCUAUUGUCUUGGUCAUUGAUUUCCACCAUGCUAGGGGCCCAGAGAUUGAACUAUGCAUUGGACCAGAAGGGACGGACCCCGCGGCGGAGAAUGACUGGUCACUAUUGCCUUUCAUGGCGCUUUCAGACGGAGCGCAUAUGUCGACCGAGGAAUUUUCAUACUUUACCCUUCGCCGCAAAGGAACCGACACCGAACCUCCGACGUCACUUUUCGGUAUUGCUUGUUCGAGGCAGAUCGACUCGAAAGCUCUCAUCCAGAAGUCACCCGAUGUUACAAGGUCUACAGUACAGAAGGCGGUCGUGGUUGUAACGGAGAAUCCGAAGAGCCUUGGGCAGCUUCGGGAGAAAUUAUCCGUUGUCACAUCGGCAUGGUUUGCGCAGCGGGACUUUUCCGAUCUUGAUAUCUUGAAGAAAUUCCGCGAAGGGUUGGUCAUAAGUUUGGCGAAAGAGGAAGGGUUCAAAGACCAAACACUCGGUCUUUCCCUACGAGAGAUGAUCCACGAUUACAAGUACCAGACUCUUGUUUUAUUCAAAGCCUUACUUUUGCAACCGAAGAUGCUUUUCUUCGGCUCAAGAUGCGAACGUCUAUGCAUGAUUCAGUUCUCCCUGGUGUCUCUCAUCCCGGGACUCAUGAAUCACCUUCAAGAUUGCGCGGACCCGUCUUUUGACACUUACGCGCAGACGGUUGAGAAGCCGACCUCUCUCAGGACAAGUGAUAGGAGCUCAUUGCUGGCAUAUAUGGGCCUCCCGUUACAGAUUUUUGGAAAGGGAAGCAUGUUUGGACCAUACACACCUCUGCAGCAGCUGGAUCUGCUGGCAGACGAUGGAACGAAAUCAUAUGUUGUUGGAUCUACGAAUUCUUUGCUACUGCAGCAGAAAGACCGUUACAGCGACCUUUUAAUAAACCUCGACGAAGAUACGAUUAAUAUUACAUCACCUUCUUUACGAAAUGCAUUGACCCUUUCCACGGCAGACCGACGGUGGAUUGAUGCCAUUACCCAGAUCGUGAAUGAUACAUGGGACGAAGCACAUCCCAACCAGCCCAAGACUCAUGGUUACAUGGGCUCGGAAGAGUUUAUUAGGCUCCAAUUUGAGGAGUACCUCCUUGCGUUGCUGUCAAGUAUGAAAUAUCAUGAAGAGCUCAACUCUUACCUCACUGGUGAUACGGCCCGCCGUAACCGAGCCCAACUGGACUCUUACAAUAUCGAGGGCGAUCCAGCACUAGAGUUCAACCAAGAGUUCCUAACCCAGUGGAGAAACACCUCCAACUAUGCUUUAUUCCAGCGCCUUACCUCUGACGCACUGUUAUUCUCCGUCGCCGAACCUCGACACCCAUCAGCUGGUGGCCUCACGAUCGAUGACGUUCAAAGACGAAUCUCUCAACAAGUUGCAGACCUCCACCUCGAUGAGAAAGUGCGCGAAGGCCGUGAAGCACUCAACCGGCAUAUCUCGACUGGGCAAAAGAAAGUGUCUGCCGCUUUUAACAGUUUCUGGGCAGACAUUGAAGCUAUGCGCGAAGCGCAGCGCAAACGGAACGAAGACAAGGCAACAAGUCAGUCACCGCGGCCGUCUCUAGAUAGGUCCUCCACCCUUCCUACCUCGCCCGCAGAAUCCACAUCGGCCGCUGCCUCCGCCUCCUCUUGGUUCCCGAACCGGAAAGUCGCCGUGCCCGCCGUGGACAUGACGCAGGCCCAGGCCUCCGUCAGCGCCGUCGGCCAGAAGGCCGGUGCCUACUUCAGCUCCUGGGGCACCUGGGCCUCCGAGAAGAGGAAAGAGUGGCAGGAGAAAAAGUCCACUUCGACUUCUCCUACGCCUAGUAUCACCGCGACGUCCCCAUCCUCUCCGACUCUGACGAGCACUGCAGAGCCCACUGAUGCCACGAACACAAACAGUGAUCGAGACAGGCGGCAGUCUUUCCAGUCUCUCCGCAGCGAAGCAUCCUCUACCCUCUCACGCAGCGGGAGCCGAAGGAAGCGCUUGAGUAACCUGCUGUUCAAGCGCGAAAGCUUAGACCUCAGUGUCAACACCAGCAAUCGUGAUGGCGAUGACAACGAGAUCGUUUAUCCGAAGUCACCUCUGUCAAGAGAAGAAUCCAUCCUGGGCGAUGAUAGUCCGGAACUGCCAGCCAAGCAAACCGGAGGCGAACAGCACAGGAUUGACAAUGCCUCCAAGGUGGAAGCAGACAGAAUUCCUGAACGUAAAGAUGCUGAUGCUUUCGACACUGCACUUGACGAUAAUGCACAGUCGCGACAGCUACAACCAACAACAGCCGCUGCCGAACCCGCGGCAACCAAACUGGCAAUCCCCAGCCCUGGAACUGUCGCCGAGUCCGACCUCGAGAAACCACCCGCGCAGCCUUCAACGCUUACGAACGAAAACCAGCCACCAUCAUAA
Molecule: messenger RNA, 2421 nt
Organism: Aspergillus mulundensis
Lineage: Eukaryota; Fungi; Ascomycota; Eurotiomycetes; Eurotiales; Aspergillaceae
Product: putative Avl9 protein
Exons: 10
Coding region: 1-2421 (806 amino acids)
Cellular component (GO): cytoplasm
Source: RefSeq, a predicted model, not a curated record